GUGCUCGGUAUGCACUCGGCAGUCGUCGGCCUGUCGGCCACAAACCGCAACGGUUUUCACGUUUGUUGCCGUUUUAAAAAUGGAACGAGAAGUACAAAACACUUAUUCUUACAUCAAACUUAUUAAAGAAAUAGAAAGGUUCCCUGUGCUGUAUAAUUAUAGUUUACAAGAUUAUUCUAAUAAAACAGUAACUGAUAAAUCAUGGGCUGAAAUCGCAAAGAAAACGAAUAGCACAGUUGGUGAAUGCAAAGAAAAAUGGAGGAAUAUACGAUCAUCUUUUCUUAGAAGUAGGAAAGCCCCACAAAAUGGUUCCCGACCAAAAAAGGUGUAUUACCUGGCCGAGCACUUAGCAUUCAUAUUGCCUUUCCUAAAAUGUCGUGACACAUCGCAUAGAGAAGAUGAAGAACAAGAAAGUAUAGGAGAAAGUGAUACCCAAUCGCAAGAUUGCAAUUUUGAAGUCGAAAAAUGUGAAGUAGACGAUUUUGAGGGUAUGAAAAAAGAGGUAGAUGAGAGGACUUUCUUUACUGAACCUUCUAUCAUUAAUGUUGUUAGUAGAAAACGACAUAUAUCUGAAGAUGAAACAAUUGAUUAUGUAAAAAGAAAGUAUAAUCCAGAAGCAGCUAAAUCUACACACCCGAUGCAUUAUUUCUUUCUUAGUUUGUUCGAUGAAUUUGACACGAUGGAUGAGCGUCAAAUAAGACAGUUUAAAAUAAGAGUGUUACAAGUUAUAGAUGAUAUUAAAACAAGCAAGGUAACACAGCCUUUCGGGGUAUCUGUAUCUCCAGAACCGUCUCACGUUGCGUUCCAAAUUCCAAUCUAGGUCCGAUUAUGCUACUUCACAAAUUCGACUUGUGCAUGCUACAAAAAAAUCGGAAGAAAAAGAAAAUACGCAGACCGUUGGUUCUUUGUCAUCAUUAAAGCCCGCUGGAUAAAAGAUAAAUGUGCCAUAUAAAUAAUGUUCAAAACGCGGAAUUUGAAGGAGAUGCAGUUAUAAAGUUAGAGAAUGAUAUGACUUUUGAUUAAAAGCAAUCAUACAAUAGUUAAGUCAUUGUCACUAACAAUAAUACGUAAAUCUCCGAUGAAUACAUACAUGUUAUGAAUCAGGGGGAUAAGUUAUAUCCACUAGGAACCAGGCCGCGUAGCCAACGUGCUAAUCGCUUACGCUCCGUAGCGAUCGAAUCGCAACUGUCACUGUCGCACUAAUAUGGAAGAGUGAUAGAGAGACACCAAGCGAUUCGUUGUCGAAGCGAUAGCGAUUGUCACCUUGGCUAGGCCGGCAGGAGAGAAAAUAUUUUGUCGCUAUGAAGGCAAAGACUUUGCACCUAAUGGAAUGCGAUAUCAGACAAUUGCUGCCUAAGUAGAUCGAUCGAUACAUCGAAUUCAAUCGCUCUAUCAAAUGGAGCAAAGUGUUGCAAAUCGCAUGCAAUCGACGAUUAGAUAGAUAUAUUAGAGAUAUAUGCGACGGUUAGAGACACCAAAUAGUACAUUACGAUACAAGUGCGAAAAAUAGGAAAUUCGAAACGAGUGGCGAUAAAUUAAAACUCGACCGAAGGGAGUGUUUUAAAUCGACACGAGUUGCGAAUUGCCUAUUCGCACAUGUAUCGUACAACGUUUUACAGUACAUAUGGCCCUUUAAAUGUUCGACACGGUAACGUAAUAUGCUAAUUUUCGCACUAGUGCUAUAAAGUAGCACCAUAUGUACUGUAAAGGAUUUUUUUUCUCCGCGUAAUGGUAUAAAAAUUGUGGUAAAUAUCGACAAGCUUGUUUCUAAUGAAUAGCAGUAGGGGUUAGUUGGUGCAGGAGUGAGGUAGAUACUAAUAAGCAGCGAGGGGUGCAAAUAAAAUGCCGUUGAGGGUGCUAAAUGUUAUAUCUAUUAAAAAGCCCGCAAAAUAAAGAUAUGGAAAUUCAUCACUCUGGAACUCUUGGCGCAAAAAGUUAGGAAACCUUGGGCUAAUUAAUGGGAAAAUGUGCUAAUGACCUCGGAAGUUGACGGUUUUAUAAAUUAUUCUAAAAUAUAUAUUUUUUUUAGGACUCUUUUAA
Molecule: messenger RNA, 2040 nt
Organism: Cydia pomonella (codling moth)
Lineage: Eukaryota; Metazoa; Arthropoda; Insecta; Lepidoptera; Tortricidae
Product: transcription factor Adf-1-like
Exons: 2
Coding region: 80-820 (246 amino acids)
Biological process (GO): regulation of transcription by RNA polymerase II
Cellular component (GO): nucleus; transcription regulator complex
Molecular function (GO): DNA binding
Source: RefSeq, a predicted model, not a curated record